Molecule: messenger RNA, 1074 nt
Organism: Pieris macdunnoughi
Lineage: Eukaryota; Metazoa; Arthropoda; Insecta; Lepidoptera; Pieridae
Source: the annotation of a GenBank genome assembly
AUGGCUACAUUUUCAAACGAAGAGUACUCAGACAUGUUGUUGGUGUAUGGAAAAGCUGACUGUGUUGCACGAGCAGCUCAAAGAAUGUACCAAGAGCGCUAUCCUAACAGGCGUGUACCUGGUCGAAACACAUACCAAAAUACGUAUCGACGCUUACGCGAAACCGGUCGUUUGGACAAUGUUACAAGGGGCAUUGUGGUGCGCCAUAAUGUUGAAGUCGACGAGAGGAUUCUGGCGCUUUUUGAAGAAGACCCGACUAGAAGUGUCAGAGACGUAGCUUCAUUGCUAGAAAUAUCGACAUGGAAAGUGUGGAAUGUACUUCGUCAAAACAAUAAAUAUGCCUUUCACUACACUCCUGUACAAGGUCUUGAAAACAAUGACUUUGACAACCGAGUCCGGUUUUGUCGAUUUUUGCUGCAUACCGACGUGGAUGAUCCUGACUUUUUAAAAAGUAUUUUGUGGACGGAUGAAUCCAAAUUCACAAAAGAAGGAAUAUUGAAUUUACAUAAUUUACACCAUUGGUCGUCAAAAGAUCAGAACCCAAAAGUAAAACAACAAAGGUCCUUUCAGAGAAGAUUUAGUGUCAAUGUUUGGGCAGGAGUGAUUGGCAAUAAUGUUAUUGGGCCACAUUAUUUGCCGGAUAAUCUUAACGGAGAUAAUUAUCUGUUUUUUUUACAAAAUGAGUUGCCUGAAUUGAUGGCUGAGUUGCCCAUUUUUAAUGAAAACAGGCGGAUAGUAUUCCAACACGAUGGCUGCCCAGCACACUGGAGAGUAACCGUGCGAGAACAUUUGGAUAAUGUAUUCCCAAAUUCGUGGAUUGGAAGAGAUGGUCCUAUCGCAUGGCCACCACGUUUACCAGACCUAACUCCACUGGAUUUUUACAUCUGGGGACGAGCCAAAGCAAUUGUGUAUGCGACGGAGGUUGAGACAAGGGAGGAGUUAAUCCAGAGAAUAGAAGAUGCUUUUGUCACUAUCCGGCAAGAAAUGAAUCUUCAUACGACAACCGUCGAAGUCAGAGAUAGGUGUCGCGCGUGCAUUCGCAAUAGGGGACAACAAUUUGAGCAAGAUUUGUAA